AUGCACUCCAAUGUGGAAAAGGUCGAGAGUCUGCAUGGCUGCCCUGCGGCACAGGCGGCGCAGACUACCCAUUUUGCACAGGAAACCGGCGUCACCAAGUCGCAGGCAAGAAAGCAUCACUCUUUCUACUUUUCGCAACUCAUGCUGGCUAUGAUUGCCCUUAUCGUGGCCUGGGAUGUAACAGCUCUCUCUCUGGCUCUACCGAUUAUUGCCCAAGAGUUACAAGGAACGGAUUUCCAGUCAUUCUGGGCCAGCAUAGCAUUCAUUUUGGGCAUCGCCAUCACUCAACCUAUCUACGCCAGCAUUUCAGACGUGGCAGGUCGCAAACAAGUCCUCUAUGCAUCCAUUCUCCUAUUCGGCAUUGGAUGA
Molecule: messenger RNA, 369 nt
Organism: Exserohilum turcica Et28A
Lineage: Eukaryota; Fungi; Ascomycota; Dothideomycetes; Pleosporales; Pleosporaceae
Exons: 2
Coding region: 1-369 (122 amino acids)
Biological process (GO): transmembrane transport
Molecular function (GO): transmembrane transporter activity
Source: RefSeq, a predicted model, not a curated record